Molecule: messenger RNA, 995 nt
Organism: Anopheles coluzzii
Lineage: Eukaryota; Metazoa; Arthropoda; Insecta; Diptera; Culicidae
Product: angiopoietin-1-like
Exons: 2
Coding region: 240-995 (251 amino acids)
Source: RefSeq, a predicted model, not a curated record
GUCAUUAUUAGAGGUCUUUUCUUGUUUCUUUAUUCUUUUUUUCUUUUUGUUUCACUUUCACUGUUUCUUUUUGUUUGGUAGGAAAUGGAAAUGUUUUUUUUUGCUACCAUCACUCACAUCACUUGCAAUACCGAUAAGCACUUUUGCUCCUCCGCUUAGCCAGUAUAAAAGGAAGCUCCAUUAAUCGUUGCAUCGCGGAGUUAUGCUAUAGAUAGUGUAGCAAUCGGCAGUUGUGCAAGAUGAACGUUUUGAAAGUGAUUAUAGCAGUAAUGUGGGUGCUUUUUACAUCUACAGUCCAAGGCGACGAUCAUCAUAACGCCACAGAUAGGUUCCUCCCAGGGUUUGCAUACGAGAUGAUUGCAAACAAAUUGGAGUACCUGCAGCACAAACUGCACGGAAUGGAAUCGACUAUAAAAGAGGAUAGGAAGUCUUUCGCUCAACAGAUUCAGUCAAACAUGGAGCUUAUUGAGGGAGCCUACGCUAACCACGUAAAGCUGAGGGAAGAGAUCCAACUGCUUGCGUCAAAGAAAGAUCUUGCACGAUUUGUGACUAUUUCCGGCUUGGAUCUUCAGAGCAUCUCGUUUGAAUCAUGCAAGGAGAUUCUAUCGAAGCGAUCGGGAAAAUACCUAUUACAGCGUAGCAAAAUCGAUAAACCUUUCCCGGUAUAUUGCGAACAGACAGCUUUCGGAGGAGGUUGGUUAGUGUUCCAGUAUCGUUACGAUGGAUCGGUGGACUUUUACCGCAACUGUACCGAGUAUCGGGACGGAUUUGGCAGCAUCGAUGGUGAAUUCUGGCUUGGGCUGGAGUAUUUGCAUCACGUGACGUCAGCACGAAAGCACGAGUUGCUGGUGGAGCUGAAGGACUUCGAUGGCAACUACAUAUACGCACGGUAUGAUGAGUUCGAGAUCGGGAGUGAGGAGGAUCAAUAUGCGUUAACGAAGCUGGGAUCGUACACAGGAACGGCCAAUGACUCCUUGAUAGGAUCGGGACAAUGA